CAAAGAUCCACCUCCAUAUUCACCAUUUAACCACGAAACGGCAAAUCCCACCUCUAUCUUUUCAUCUUCUCUCUGUUUCUCUCUCUAGUCACCCUCCCAAGGUCGUCCUAUUAUGACCUCAUCUGUCAUCAUGAAAUUAUAAUCUUACACACCUAUAUAUAUGGACAUACCCUUUAUGAGUUCAUUCUUCAAAAGCCUUUCUCUUGUUGUGGAAUCCUAUCUUCUUUAUUCACAAUUUCAGAACUACUCCCUUUCUUUGCAGCAGAUAGAAUGGGUAGCUUAGAAUUAGAAUUAGAAGAGGACGAACUGGUGCAGAUGGUUCAUGACUUCAUAGAAUCAAAAUCACCAUCAUCCCCUUCAUUAUCCCUUUUUUUCUUGGGUGAAUCACGAGGUUUAACCAUUAAUCAGCAUCACACCAGCCUAACUCUUCAGGAGAUACUUGGGGAUGUUGAGGAUUUUGAGGCUGAGAUUCUUGAAAAAGUCUUGAAGUACUUGAGAAAAGGAAACACUGCCAGGAAGACUACUAGCCUGAAAAAAUUGCUUACUAUGAAGUUGAGAUUGGAUGGAUAUGAUGCUUCUCUGUGUAGAACCUCUUGGGUCUCCACCUUCAACUGUCCAGGAGGUGAUUAUGAGUAUAUAGAUAUUAUGAUGAAGGAAGACAAAGGAGGUCCAGGAAGAUUGAUAGUAGACAUAGAUUUUAAGUCUCAGUUUGAAUUGGCUAGGCCUACUUCUUCCUACACACAGCUCACAGACACCCUUCCUUCAAUAUUUGUUGGGAGUGAAACAAAGCUCAACAAGGUUAUCUCAAUCCUUUGCACAGCUGCCAAACAGUCACUGGAGGAGAGAGGUCUCCAUGUUCCUCCAUGGAGAAAGACCAAUUAUAUGCAAUCAAAAUGGCUUUCAGAAUAUCGGAAAGUGUGUCUCCCUCCUUGCAUCAAAUCUAACAGAGAAUCUAGCAGAAAUAGUGAUGAAGGAAGCAGUACUGGUGGUUCACAUGGUACCUCCCAGUUUAACAAAUGGGCACCUCCAGCUCCAAUGGUGAAACCGAAGAGAAGAGGAUUGGGUAGUGGGUCUGGCUUGUCCAGCCAAUUUUCCAACUUGAGUAUCAACUGCUGUUAGUUUUGGGAUCUGGAUAGAGCUGAUGAGGAACAGAAGCACUACAUUUUGGAUAAACUCUAUUGGACUUUCUGUUUUUUGGUUGAUUAUGACAUUGGAAGUCCCUUUUUGAUGUGAUCCAUCAGGCAUUCCGCCUUCAUAUUAUCAACACUUGAAAAUUUUAAUACAGAGUUGCAUUUUAAUUAGCUUA
Molecule: messenger RNA, 1306 nt
Organism: Macadamia integrifolia
Lineage: Eukaryota; Viridiplantae; Streptophyta; Magnoliopsida; Proteales; Proteaceae
Exons: 3
Coding region: 271-1119 (282 amino acids)
Source: RefSeq, a predicted model, not a curated record